Drosophila kikkawai is the source of this 716-nucleotide messenger RNA. RefSeq lists its product as uncharacterized. The record is from RefSeq and is a predicted model, not a curated record. Lineage: Eukaryota; Metazoa; Arthropoda; Insecta; Diptera; Drosophilidae.
CAGUGUCCUGACAGGUUAGGCUCUGUCCGCCGUUUGGAAAACCCCAGGAAAAUCAAUACUAAUGAGCCAUUAAACGUGGCCUCAGCUGCACUCGGCCGUAGUCUAAUGAGCUGAGCGUCAGCGGCGGAAAUUGAAUGUUGAGUCUAACCAAGCGACUGCAGCAGGAAAUCACUUCAGCAUCGGCAACUCGGCAUCGUUUUUAUCAUCUCCCUUCACCGACGGAAAAGGUAAAGGCAAAAGGUAACGCCCAAAACGGAAGUCUUAGGCGUAAUGCCUUGCGCCUGAGCGGUUUUCAUAGCAUGGGCUGUUCCAGUUCCAAGUCCACAGCCACCGUAGACGAUAUUAAAACCAAGCCAGUUUCAGCCAAGUCAACUAAGAUGGCCGGCCACAAGGAGUACCCUGCCUCGGAGGCCUUCACCAUACCCUUGGAUAAUGAGAACGAGAACCCGGAGGUGCCUCUUAAUGAGACACUGCGACAGCCGCCGAAGAGGAUCCAGCAGAUGAUGCAAGAGGCGGCCAGCUCGGAGCCACCCACCCUCGAGGAGCUGGAGGAUAAGCAGCAGAAGGCUGAGCAGCGACGCCAGGAGCUGAUGCAGCAGAAGCUGGAGACCAUACAGAAGAAUGCCCAGAUGCUGAUGCGGGGUCAUGAUUCAGAAACUGCAACUGAAACAGGAGAUGGAGAUGCUGAGGCACCCAAAGAAAACCCCGAGGAGUAA